GAGGGGCCUCGAGGGGGGCGGUCCCGAGGGGGUGGGCACAGGGGGCGGCCGCGCCCCCCCUCACCGGGGUGUGCUUCUGCCCCUACAAGGUUUGGGCCGCGGUGGGGGAGGGUCCCGGCCCCCGGCUCCGCCCGGUCCCUCCCCGCCUUUUAGGCGCCCGCCCGGCUGGGACAUCCCAGUCCCGCUUGGUCCUCCUCGCCGGCCACCCGUGCGCCCAGUUCGUCCAGUCCGCACUGCCUGCCCGUCGGCCCGCCCCCCACCGCAGCCAUGGACGCGAUCAAGAAGAAGAUGCAGAUGCUAAAGCUGGACAAGGAGAAUGCCAUCGACCGCGCCGAGCAGGCCGAGGCCGACAAGAAGCAGGCUGAGGACCGCUGCAAGCAGCUGGAGGAGGAGCAGCAGGCCCUCCAGAAGAAGCUGAAGGGGACAGAGGAUGAGGUAGAAAAGUAUUCUGAGUCUGUGAAGGACGCCCAGGAGAAACUGGAGCAGGCUGAGAAGAAGGCCACCGACGCUGAGGCAGAUGUGGCCUCCCUGAACCGCCGCAUUCAGCUGGUAGAGGAGGAGCUGGACCGGGCACAGGAGCGCCUGGCUACAGCCCUACAAAAGCUGGAGGAGGCUGAGAAGGCAGCUGAUGAGAGUGAGAGAGGAAUGAAGGUCAUUGAAAACCGAGCCAUGAAGGAUGAGGAAAAGAUGGAGCUGCAGGAGAUGCAGCUGAAGGAGGCCAAGCACAUCGCCGAGGAUUCAGACCGCAAAUAUGAGGAGGUGGCCAGGAAGCUGGUGAUCCUGGAAGGAGAGCUGGAGCGCUCAGAAGAAAGAGCCGAGGUGGCUGAGAGUAAAUGUGGGGACCUAGAGGAAGAGCUGAAAAUUGUUACCAACAACUUGAAAUCCCUGGAAGCCCAAGCGGACAAGUAUUCCACCAAAGAAGAUAAAUAUGAAGAGGAGAUCAAACUGCUGGAGGAGAAGCUAAAAGAGGCUGAGACCCGAGCAGAGUUUGCCGAGAGGUCUGUGGCAAAGUUGGAGAAGACCAUUGAUGACCUGGAAGACGAAGUCUAUGCACAGAAGAUGAAGUACAAGGCCAUCAGUGAGGAGCUGGACAACGCACUCAACGACAUCACCUCCCUCUGAGCCCCACGCCAGUGUGGCCCCCUCAGCCCCUUUUCUCCUCUCCUUUCCACUCUCUUUGUGGGGAGGGGGCAGUCAGGAGGAACAAAGUUGUCAGCAUCGCACAGCCAGGCUGGGCGCAGCCUCGGAGAAGCCCCACCACACCUGCCGCCCACCCUGGCACUUGCUUCAUCCUUCUAUCCAACCACUCACUCCACCCUCCAGCCUCUACCUCUUUCUGCUGCUUAAUAAACUCAACUUGGUCUCCAUGCUGUCUUCCUGCCCUCCAGAGAGCACUUCUAUCAUCCCCACAGAAACCCUGGCUCUUACAGACACCCCCAAUCUUGUGCCCCCUCCUCCCCUGCUGAGCUCACCCACAAAACACUGUGGCCCAUGCCAGAACCCCCUCCACAUGGCACUCUCAGUCUGUCACCAUGUCACUGCUGCAUGUGGGCAUGCAUAACCCCAUCAGUCACCAUGAGCCCUCUAGUGCCUCUGACAGACAUGCUCUUCGGCAGACCCAGGUCUGUCACUAACCUCCAAGCAUUCAGCUGCAGUUCCGGGAUUUAAGGGAAUGACUGGAAGGGACGUGGGUAGGGAGGUGCCGAGGAAGCGCAAGAAGGUUGUGAAAGGUCUGGCUGGGGUAAAGUUUGGAAAAAUGUCGGAUGCCAACAACAUGGGGCUUUCCCUGCAGGUCUGUUUUCUGCCUCAAGUCUGUCUGUCUGGUCCUUCCUUUUCUGGUUCAGUCUUUGUCUUUCCUUCCAUUUCUAAUACUCUUAAACCUUCUAAAGAAGGAGGGUAAAUUAGUUCAUGACUCAAGCCU
Molecule: messenger RNA, 1921 nt
Organism: Panthera uncia (snow leopard)
Lineage: Eukaryota; Metazoa; Chordata; Mammalia; Carnivora; Felidae
Gene: TPM2
Product: tropomyosin 2
Exons: 9
Coding region: 268-1122 (284 amino acids)
Biological process (GO): actin filament organization; muscle contraction
Cellular component (GO): actin filament
Molecular function (GO): actin filament binding
Source: RefSeq, a predicted model, not a curated record